Copidosoma floridanum is the source of this 1564-nucleotide messenger RNA. RefSeq names its product AN1-type zinc finger protein 2A. Lineage: Eukaryota; Metazoa; Arthropoda; Insecta; Hymenoptera; Encyrtidae. Gene Ontology annotation, cellular component: cytoplasm; endoplasmic reticulum. Gene Ontology annotation, molecular function: zinc ion binding. The record is from RefSeq and is a predicted model, not a curated record. Gene Ontology annotation, biological process: protein targeting to ER; proteasome-mediated ubiquitin-dependent protein catabolic process.
GAGUUAACGUUUUUUUUUUUUUUUUUUUUUUUUUAUCAUCUUACUGUUUCAGUCGAAUUGUCGAUAAACUUUUAAUUUUGAACAGUCUGAACAUAGCUGCAAGUGAUGAAUAAUAAUCGUGAUUUGUAGUCGAUUAUCGAACAACACAUAACCUGCCUAGCUGCAAUUGAGCCAUUUUCUUCUUGUGAAAUUAUAAAUACCAAAUCAUAUUUUUCCUCGAGUGUUUAAAAACUGUGGCUAAAUUUAUUUUAUUUUUUUUUGUACAUUACAAUUUAAUUAUGAUCUAAUCGACUAUCGAUUGCCAUUUGCUACCGGAGACUUGGAUAGGCAUAAAUUUUGAUUAGUCAUGGUACUUAUGUCGAAAAACUGCUGAACUUCAUUCAAGUAUCAUGCAGCUAUAAAAAGAGAGCUUUCAUCAUUCAACGAAUCAUUCUCUUCUUUAUUACAAACGUGGCCAUCGUCAGUAGAUAGUCACUUUGAUGAGUCGGUGUUAAUGCACGGGAGCAAUAAGUAUUGAAACUACUUUGUCUGAUCAACAAGUAGUCAUGGAAUUUCCUAAUCUGGGAGAGCAUUGUUUCAAGGAAAGCUGUAAUCGCUUGGAUUUUCUGCCUCUCAAGUGUAAUGCUUGUAAAGCAAUAUUUUGCACAAACCAUAUUUCGUAUGCUGAACACUCCUGUCCCAAAGCUCAAGAGAAGGAUGUUCAGGUACCAGUUUGUCCAUUGUGCAAUGUUCCUGUCCCAUCAAAAAGAGGGGACCCUCCUGAUUUAGCAGUAGGCUUGCAUAUUGACAACGACUGUAAAUCGGACUAUGGAAAAAACCGUAGAAAAGUUUUUGCCAACAAGUGUUCAUCCAGUGGCUGCAAGACUAAGGAAAUCGUUCCUGUCAAGUGCAAUGACUGUAGCAAAAACUUUUGCUUCAAACAUAGACACCCAGUUGAUCAUAAAUGCAUAGGAAAAGAAGAAUCUUUAAGAAUUAAGAGAUUAAAUGCUUUAAGUAAAACAAAUCAGAAUAGUAAUAGUGGUAAUAGUUCAAAUAACUUUAGAAACCUUCAGGGACAAAUGAGUGAAGAUGAAGCUCUUGCCAGAGCUUUACAAGCUUCUCUUCAAGACGAACAAAAACAGGCAAUGCAGCAGCCAGUGCCUUGGAUAAGUCUUGAUAGAUGUAGACUGUCUUGAAUUUCAAGUGUGUAAACUACCAAACUCUAAUAUUUAUCAUGUGAAACAACGUACUAAAGUCUCAAGGGCAAAUUUUAAAGAACUCUCUAAGAUGUAAUGCAGAUUUUAUAGUUCUUAUUUGUUAUCUAUAUAGGUAGUCUUGUGUACAGAUUCUAUAUGUGCCUGUGAUUUUGUAAACUCUUAAUGAUUCUCUUUUUACUGAUAUUUUAUUAUAAGUACUCACUGUACUCUGAAUAUAAAAGAUGUAUCCAAAAUAUGUAUUACUAAAGCUACUACUCUAAUUAAGCUUUUGAUAUUGUAUCUACAGAAUCUAUGCUAUUUUGUGUACAUUCCACAGAGCACUUGGUUUAUGGGGUCUGGAUAUUCUAUUUAAAAUAAAAGUUACUUAC